CUUUUUUUUCGGGAAUUGCAAGUGGGAGGGCGCCACGAAGAUGCCGGUAUUGUGACAGACCUCCAACGUCUGAGAAAGACUUUAAAGCCGUGAAGGGGACAUUUGGCACUACACGGUGUCAUCACGGCGGAUAAGUCAUCUUACUAGGGAAUGGCCGCAUCGGAUAGGGUCAUGUUGGGGCCUUUGGUUGGCGCAAUUGACCAGGGAACCAGUUCCACAAGGUUCUUGGUUUUCAAUGCUAAAACUGCAGAAUUAUUGAGCCACCAUCAAGUAGAAAUAAAGCAGAAGUUUCCUAAAGAAGGAUGGGUUGAACAAGAUCCAAAGGAGAUUUUGCAGUCUGUUUAUGAGUGCAUGGAAAAGACCUGUGAGAAGCUUUCCCAGCUUGGCAUUGAUAUUGCUAAUAUUAAGGCUGUUGGAGUCAGCAAUCAAAGAGAAACAACAGUUGUCUGGGACAAAAUGACCGGUGAUCCUCUUUAUAAUGCAAUUGUAUGGCUUGACCUCAGAACACAGUCCACAGUAGAGAGGCUUAUAAACAGAACUCCUGGUAAAAACAAGAACCAUCUUAAGCAUAGGACAGGCCUUCCCAUCAGUACCUAUUUUAGUGCUGUAAAACUGAGAUGGCUGAUGGACAAUGUGGAAGAAGUCAGAAGAGCCAUUUCCAGUGGUCGUGCAAUGUUUGGAACAAUUGACUCCUGGCUUAUAUGGAGCUUAACUGGUGGAAAGAAUGGGGGUGUUCACUGUACAGAUGUGACCAAUGCCAGUAGGACCAUGCUCUUUAACAUUAAUACAUUGGACUGGGACCCUGAACUCUGCCAAUUCUUUGACAUUCCGAUGAAGAUUCUUCCCAAAGUAAGGAGUUCAUCAGAAAUUUAUGGUUUAAUGAAAAUUUGCUCUAGUCUGAAAUCGGGAUCCCUAACUGGAGUGCCUAUUUCUGGGUGUUUGGGAGACCAAUCUGCUGCUCUAGUUGGACAGAUGUGCUUUCAAGAUGGACUGGCCAAAAAUACAUAUGGAACUGGCUGUUUUCUGCUUUAUAAUACUGGCCAAAAGCCAGUUAUGUCUGAGCAUGGUCUUCUGACAACUGUAGCAUAUAAACUUGGCAGAGACAAACCUGCUUUCUAUGCUUUAGAGGGAUCAGUUGCAAUAGCAGGUGCUGUAGUAUGUUGGUUGAAAGACAAUCUGGGUAUUAUACAGUCUGCAGGAGAUGUUGAAAAGUUAGCAGCAUUAGUAGGCACUUCAUAUGGCUGUUACUUUGUGCCAGCUUUCUCGGGCUUGUAUGCUCCUUACUGGGAACCAAGUGCCAGAGGAAUCAUCUGUGGCCUCACUCAGUUUACAAAUCGAAGCCACCUAGCCUUUGCAGCUUUGGAAGCAGUCUGCUUUCAGACACGGGAGAUUUUAGAUGCCAUGAACAGAGACAGUGGAAUCCCACUUGCUCAGCUUCAAGUGGACGGAGGGAUGACCAGCAAUAAACUGUUGAUGCAGCUUCAGGCUGACAUUCUGUGCAUCCCAGUAGUGAAACCAUCUAUGCCAGAGACUACUGCUCUUGGAGCGGCUAUGGCAGCUGGAGCAGCUGAGGGUGUGAGAGUUUGGAGCCUGGACCCAAAGGAUUUAACUGCUGUAACAUGUGAAAGAUUUGAGCCUCAGAUCAAUCCUGAAGAGAGUGAACUUCGGUAUGCUCGUUGGAAAAAGGCUGUGCUAAAGGCAAUGGACUGGGAAACCAGUGAACCCUUGUCUAAUGGCAAUGGUGAAACUAGUAUCUUCAGUAGUCUUCCUUUGGGUUUUUAUAUACUGGGUAGUAUAUUAAUGUUAAUUGGAGCAAAGUGCAUAUCAGGCUUUCAUAAAUAAGUGUUAAUGACACAUUGUUUGUAUACAGCCCGUCGUCAGACCCACAAAGACCUACCUUCCCUUCAGCACACGAUGGAGCCUUUUGACAGAUAAAUCCAUUCCAUGUUUACGGAUCACCAGUGCUCCUUUACAGACUUGAGCAAUUUCUGCCUUGCGCACACAGUACUAGGCCAAGAAUCAUAUGACAGAGAUAAGAAAUGAGACAAAUAUGCUGGAUGAGCACAUGUGAGAGCUCAACUGCUGGAUUUCAGAAUUAGACACGAUUAACAAGAAUCCAGACUGUGAAUUGAAUGAAAUAACAGACCUACAUAUGCAAAAAAAAAUAUACAUGUACUGCCACUUGUUAUUUCAUGAAUCACUUUGUAUUGGGUUUUCCAGCCUUUAAUAAUUUUAACAUGUAAUUUAAUGGACUGUGUCCUAUAUUGCUACAGUGUAAAAAAAAAAUACCCCCUGGUCCUUUUAUUAUCAUGAAAGAUCACAUUAUUGAGUCUGUUUCACUUUCUGGAAAACUGGUUUUGUUGUAAUUAUGAUUUGUGAUUUCUUAUAAACAAAUGCAAAGCUCUGAUCUUUAAAAUAAUUUAAAUAUUUAUUGAUAAUUAUUUUUUUCUAAAUUAAUUUUGUUUGUCCUGGUUAAAAUUUCCUUGUGAUUUAGUCCAUUGAUUUUUUUUUUUAACUUAUUUAAUUUUUUUUUUAUUAACUGUAUUGUUGACUUUUUUUUAAUUAAGCAAUAUAUUCUUAAUGUUUGGACUUUAAGAAAAGUGACACAUACACUGAACUUUGAUUUAUACAGAAAAUGUAUUGUAUUUCAGAUUACCACAAGCUUUAUGACACAUACACUGAACUUUGAUUUACACAGAAAAUGUAUUGUAUUUCAGAUUAUCACAAGCUUUAUAAGUAUUUUAAAAACUUCAACAUGGUGGACUUCAUUCUUCAUUUACAGUGCACAGUAUAUUUUUUUCAAAGGCCAACCACUGAGUGUGCUAAAUGAACGGCUAAUCUGUGGCUGAGCAAGACUCUCCCCAGCUGCUUGUAAGAAACUUGUGAAGGUCAGUCCUGAGAAAAGCAAAAUGUGUUUUCAUAGACUGUGUGUUGCCACACAACGGUCUCAAGGGAUACGGUGAAAGACGUGUGUCCACAAAGAAGGAUAAUAAAGGAAACUACAGUUGUUGGAUGGAGCAUUGAAAGAAAUAAUAAAUAAUGUCUUCUAAUAUAUUUGCCAAAUAUGUUUUUGAUUCUGUUUAUGCAGUUGUGUUAUUCAGUUUGGAUAUCUGCUACUUUGUAAUUCUGGCUUUGGUUUAGGAUGUGAAAUUUGUAUUGGGUAGUCCCUUUCUGCUUCAUACAUUUAGCUACUGGUCAGUUAGACAACAACACAAGCCUAGCAGGAGGCACAUGUGCAGCACACAUGUAUGUUAGUUUUACUAUGCACUAGAUAAAAGUUCAAACUGUAGACACUAUAGGGCCUAAUGAUUUUUCAUAGCAUUUCAGAUCUGGGUUACAUAACAUUUUUAAACCCACAUAAUCCGGUUUUGCAGGGGACCAAAGCAGGACAGGGCCUGGACAUGGUGCAUGACUAUUCACACACAUACCUAUUUAAUUUGCAAUUGCAGAUUAACCUGAUAGGGGAGCAACAACCAGGGGAAAACUGACCUAGAUAGACACAGGGAGAACAAACAGGAGGAGGAAGUGUACAUUUUGUCAUUAUCUUGUCUUCAUAUUUAUAUGGUUCUUUUUCCCAUGAUAAUGUGUCCACAUUUUUAACACUUCAUUGAUAAUAUUAAUGACAUAAAAUUACUACAUGUAAGCCUUCAUCCAGUUUUUACAGUGAAGCUGAAAAAAGUUCACUAAUAAGUUCUUCCUAACUACUUCUCAACCACAUUCAAAGUGGAGACGAUUCUGUUUCAGUGUGCUUUGAUUUGCGUCUUCUUUGACAAUCACUCCCUGUCUGUGCACUUGGAUCGCUAACUUCAUCAAUGUCUUGCAUGUUAGAAAAGAGUUCAGUUUUUGGUGCCUUUUGCAUCUCCAACUUGUCUGAUGGUUUGAAACAGCAAUGGCUUCAGGCAGUGAACAAAUUGUGUCGAGUUGCAGUGCAAGUGUUCCUGGUUAAAGGUUUGGUUUUUUUUUUUAAUAUACCAAUAAGAGCUAACGAGUUAUUUUCUUGUCAUGUUAAUAUUAUCUUCCAGGGAAAUGCCACUUCCUCAUCAUAUAUUAUCAGUUAGUUGUGCUAAGGUGAAAUGAGUUUGGCUCUCUGAAUGGAUUUUGAUGUUGCUAACUGUCCAAACUAAGCCAUCGUGCAUGUAGUGCCCCCCGGUUGAGACUCUGUAAAUGUGACAGUCAGGGCCAUCUUAAUGUAUGGGCACAACGGUCACUGGCCGGGGGCCUUAGGAGCAUAGGGGUCCACAAUGUUUCUGUAUUGCUAUCAAAACUGAGGCCCCAGAGCACUAAUUUGCCUGGGGACCUAUGAUGCUGUUAAGAAUGCCCUGGUGACAAUACUACUACUACUACUACUUGCGUUUCCCUCGCCAGUAUCCACGGUUACAAGACCUCUCCUGCCUCACUUGUAUUUCAAGAGAAUCCACUUCUGAAGCCAAACAUGUUCUGCUAUUCAUUUUAAGAGGUCUGUCAAGUCUUGUCACCAGGCUGUUGUUACAAUACAAUGAUCUGUUUGUAAGAUCUUUAUCUUGGACACUCUGGAGUCCUGAGGCCACCAUACCUCAUAAGCUGAACAUUCUCAAGGGGUCUGAGGCCUGCCUUUGUAAGUCUGAAUGUGUUACUUCAGGACUGGCAUCAUGAAACCUUCAGUGUCUGCCUCAUAAUUUUGUCAUUACAAUCAGGAAACAGUCACACCACUGGCAUGAAUAACUGGACAGUGCUGCUCAGUGCAAAUAUCUUCCAGCUCAUUGAUUUUCUAACUAGUUAGCUUCUAACAGAAGAGCUGUCGAUGAAGAAAACAUCUGCUGCCACACUUUCAAAGUGCUAAACUCAUACUUUUCUGUCUCGGUAGUUUGGACCUGAACAGCAGACUAGUAAAUGUGGAAGGAAUGGCCAGAGCAGAAAGUGCUUUUGGUUUUGUUUGUGGUAAGCUUUGUCUCCCUACAACCCUGUGUUGGCUGAAGCAAGUUCAGAAAGUGAAAGAAUAGAUAAAUCAUGGCACAAUCUACUGAUUUGUACACUCCAUGCCUUCAAGAAUUGAGCUUCAGAACUAAAUAUCUGUAUGGCUUACCUCUGUGGUCGGCAUAUGUCACAGCACUUUACAAAUCAUUUCUACGGUGGGCACACUAGCUGGCAAAGUGAUGUGAGGCAGAGGCUGAAACUGAUCUGGCUGUUUUGUGGGUAAAGUCUGCUAGGUCAUCCAAACUGUGGAUAAAACUAUAAGUUUUAAAAAUGGAAACAAUCCAUAUUACUAACCGAGAAUGCUAAACCGGAUGAUGGACGCAGGCACAUCCGGCAAUGGGCCGUAGCUGCAAAAAGACGUACUGCGCAGGCGCAAAAACAGUCCGCAUCCGGCAAUGGGCCGUAGCUGCAAAAAGACGUACUGCGCAGGCGCAAAAAGAGUCCGCGAGGGUCGGCUGAGGAGCCGAGAAAGGCGGAUAGAAGAGGGCGAGAGAGGCGGAUGAGGGGCCGCGAGAGGCGGACAAGACCACAGAAAAAAGGAGUGAGCACAGGAAAAAUUGAGAAAUGAGGCGCAAAGAGCACCGAAAAAAGGAAACGGCACAUAAAAAAGUAUUCAAACGCAAGCAAAGCACGAAACACAUUGCACACGAAACUAGACCCAAAAAAAAAAAAAAGAGGCUCGCGCACAACAGCAAGGCACCCCCCCCCCCUACAGGCACCGGACGGGACACACACCAAGAGGGGGAUUCAACAAGCCCAUGGAACACAAAAAAAAAGAACACAAAACCACCCCACAGACCCUACAAGCAAGGGACGGGACACACACAAAGAGGGGGAUUCAACAAGACACAGGAACACAAAAAGAAAGAAGACGCUCGCGCGACAACAAUCCUCACCCCCCCACACACACACAUCCAUAAGAGGUGACACCCAAAGCCACAUAUUCUAAAGUGAACAUCAACACCUUCACACUAGACAGCAUAGGUGUCAGCAUUGGUGGAUCUCCUUACAAUAAAGCACUAUUAACCGUUCAACUGCAGAAAAAGAAACAUAUUAACAGUGACUGCGAUCCUUCUUAUUACUUAUCCAUAUUUCGCAUGCUGAGAAAGAAACAAGUCAUGAAUACACGGUCACGGGUACAAAACGAAAAGGAAAGGAUAACAGGAACAAACACACGAAAACGAAAGAAACAACAAAAUAGACGGCUAUGCAGCAUAGGUGGAUCUCAUUACAAUAAGGCACUAUUAACCGUUCAACCGCAGAAAAGGCUCCAUAUUAACAGUGAGUGCAAUACUCCUUAUUACUUAUCCAUAUUUCUAAAAGAAAAAAUGUCUCGACUCCAAAAACGCAAAGCUCAACUAAAGCUUCUAACUAACGAUGUACCUAAAAGUAAAAACUUUAUGAACUGCAUUAGAUCCUACAAUGGUUCAUUUGCUUUUGCAUAUACCGGAGUAAAUAUCAGGCCACCAAAAGGCGAUGGCCCAUACUACUUUCGCAUAUGUGCACAAAUACUGCAUCGCAUUGGAACAGUGCACCCUGAAACAAAUCAACAACGCAAAUAUGCACAAAUCUACAUCCUAGAUCCACAUGACGCAAACUAUCAAUCAAAGUGCUGCAUCGCAACAUGCACGGAUUCAAAACGAAACACCUCACGUCUCAGACAUACGUUAAUGGCAGCGAAGGCUACAACGGGCUUCUCACACUGCACAGGCAAAUCGAUUACAGCUCCAAAACAACACGUCCCAAAUACUACACAUGCAACAACGCGCCUCUCAAACGGCACAAGAAAAACAUACACCAGGAAAAUUCAUUCGGAUUAAUGAAUGUCAUUUGCAAUCAUUGUCAUUCAGUUCACUUCCCUGAAGAAACAACUGGAAAUACAAGUUAUACAUUUACACGUUGUUGUCAAAAGGGUCAAAUUAGACUGCCUUCUUUACAUUCAUAUACUGAAUAUCUACAGAGGCUUAUAACUGACGAUGUACCUGAAAGUGAAAUCUUUAUCAACUACAUUAGAUCCUACAAAUUGGUAUCCACUAUGAACAUUAACGGUGGCACUGCACGUGACAUCCGUCUUGAAAAAAUGUUGUUUAUUGAUGAAUGUUCAAUGGCAUGAAGUCACUUACUCAACACCAUUCAUAAACUUCUACAAACGUUUAUGAAUAAUAAUAUUCGAUUUGAAGGAAAGGUACUUUUAUGAGGAGGAGAUUUUAGACAGUGAUUAGCUAUUCUUCCAGAUGCCAUGCACUCAGCUAUUGUUCAGUGCACCUUAAAAUACGCAGACAAUUGGCAUUGCUUUCAAAAGAUACAGUUAGUAAAAAAGAUACGAUGUCCAGAACCAGAUCAUAACAAUUGCUUAUUACAACUGAGAGAUGGUACACUCACCAAUACAGCUGGACUUCAGGCACAUAUUAUUACAAUUCCUCAAGCCUUUAUCUGCGACGACUUAGUUACAGAGACAUUUCGAACAGCAAUCUCAUUAGACCAAAUGCCCCUUUUAACACAACGCACUAUAUUAUGUCCAAAAAAUAUUAAUAUGGAAAACAUUAAUACCCAAGUCAUUCCAUUACUUCCUGGAGAGACACAACUCUUUCUAAGCUCUGACAAACUUGACUCUGAUCACAACAAUAACCAUCUUAAAUGACCUUACAAGUUCUGAGCUGGAAUUACCUUUUACACUUAAAUGGCGUGUACAAAGAAAUUUUCAAAUAAACCUUUACACUGUGCCACACACUUUAUUGUUUGCUUUCUAUUUGCAUCAUCUACACCGUCACACUAUUCUAUAUCUCAUUCAUACAUCACGCUCUUUGUCAUUCCCAACACCAGGGGUUGGCGAGCGAAGCGAGCAGGGGGCGGAGCCCCCUAGUUUCAUUAUAAUUGUUAGCUUGUGAUUUACAGACUAGAUUCCUAAAUUAAUUUGACUUUUGUAUGCUGCAUAAGAAAAAAUAAUCUCGUAUGUGAUAUCAACUAAAUGAUCGAUUUAGUCAAAAGGACUCACUGACUCUGCAUUUCUGUAAAGUACGCAGAUGCUUCCUUUACUUGGUCAAAAACAUUCCAGAUAUGCUGUAUUUUGGGCGGUCAAUGAGAGUUCUUUGCUAUUUAGACAGAUUAUGGGCAAAUCAAAAUCGGUGUGCACUGGCUGUUUGUUUGAUGCACAUACAGUACGUCUGACAGCCUGACAGUGAAGAGACUUUCUCUGGUCUCCUAUGAAUUAGCAGGUGUGCAAGCCGAAUAUGACUACAGUAUUCAGUUUUGCCAUUCUUACUUUUAUUAUCAUAAAAAGUGAUUUUACAUUUGGGUUGUAUAAUUUCAUUUCAUGACUUGAGGGCCUGCUGCUGUAUAAUCUUGUGUUAUCAUUUGUGCAAAACAUUUUUACUUUGGUUAAAACCUAUUUUUGAAAACUCUUGCCCAUAAAGCCCUUUUAUCUGAUGUAAGAAAAAAAAAUAGUGUCUGGGAAGGAGAUUCGUGUUUUGAAUAAGAAAUUUAAAAUGUUCCGCAGCUUUAUGCAUUGAGAAAAGUUUUAACAUUUAUUUUGGAAGUCUGUCUGGAGAUGACCUGUGUAUCGCUGUUUACAUGGUGGUCCUGAUAAUAUGAUCACUGUAGUGAUGCGAGGAAGAUUAGUAAAAUAUGACAGUAUUUUCAGCAGAUUUGUAAUUUAAACUUCAAAAAUAUGAAAUUGUAAACAAAUAAAAUUGGUGAUAAA
Messenger RNA from Erpetoichthys calabaricus (reedfish), 8653 nucleotides. RefSeq names its product glycerol kinase (gene gk). Bases 151 to 1842 code for a protein of 563 amino acids. Gene Ontology annotation, cellular component: mitochondrion. Lineage: Eukaryota; Metazoa; Chordata; Cladistia; Polypteriformes; Polypteridae. The record is from RefSeq and is a predicted model, not a curated record. Gene Ontology annotation, molecular function: glycerol kinase activity. The transcript is spliced from 21 exons. Gene Ontology annotation, biological process: glycerol metabolic process; glycerol-3-phosphate biosynthetic process; triglyceride metabolic process.